Messenger RNA from Zophobas morio, 1128 nucleotides. RefSeq lists its product as uncharacterized. NCBI's taxonomy places the organism in Eukaryota, Metazoa, Arthropoda, Insecta, Coleoptera, Tenebrionidae. The record is from RefSeq and is a predicted model, not a curated record. Bases 477 to 1025 code for a protein of 182 amino acids. The transcript is spliced from 2 exons.
UAAAUGUCCUCAUAAUCUCAACCCAUCUCAACCGAGAUAAUGGUUACUAUCUGUCAAAUAUUAAGAAACCCCCACUAGAUGCAAUUCCUCCCACUCCGCCCAGAGCCGUCCAAUCAACUUCAACCACGACGGUUCCGCCAUCACAUCUCUAUGAAAAGGUCACAACUACAUUCUUUGCUGCCAGAAGAGCUUCGCUUCUGGUUUGGUUGACAUCCUGAGUUAUCGUGCUGUUUUGCCUUCUUCCUAAUCUUUCUAACCUUGCUUCUGAAGAUGCCACUUACGAAAGUAUGCGAAACGUCGAGCCUUAGGCUUACUUAACUGACACGGUUCCAACCCGGAAGACGAUCAGAUAUUGACUCCGGCCGUGAAAGCCUCCGAAAUCAGCAUAUUUAAAAGUUAGUUGGCAGGUAUUGGGAGUGCCAACGUCAGAAUUUACAUUUCUGACACAUUCGCUUCAAUCACUCAAAAUUUUUGUAAUGAAUCUUGAUUUUCAUGAAUUAGCCCUAAUUUUUUGUCGUGAUGUCCAAGUCCACAUCUAUUCUUCACCAAAUUUUUUAAUGGAAUCUGUUAUAAACAUGUUAAUGUUUGUUUUUCAUUACUUGCUGAUAAACGAAGUUAAUAUCUUAAUUGAAACAAUAAACGCCCCUCUACUCAGACCACAGAUAAGCCAGGUUUCCGAAGAUAUUAAACAUCAAGACUCUAAUUAUCAAGGUGUAAUAUGUAGUCAUCCUGAUUUAGGUGUCGACGUUGUUUUCAAACAAAGUAGUUUAUUCCAAGGCCGUUGGGACACUGCUCGUAAAAUUAAUAAAAUAUUGUCAACAACACUAAGUGGAUACAUGAGAAGAAACAUGCAAAAGAAGAAAUCAGAUUUAGGGAUCGGAUCGAACAGCGAUCAACAAAUGCAAGCCGGUCCGAUUACACAAACUUUAUGCGAGUUAUCAAUGCAACAGCCCAACCUCAAAGACGAAGAUCUUUACGCAGAUUUAUACAGAAUUGAAAGAACGGAAGUAGUGCGCUUACAUUAAAUGAAUAAGGGAUUAAAUAAGAAACAAACACUACAUACGUGGAAUAAAUAUCACUUAUUUAUGAAAAUUAAUUUCGUUAACAAAAGUAGAAGGUUAAAAGACA